Trichoderma breve is the source of this 1860-nucleotide messenger RNA. RefSeq lists its product as uncharacterized. NCBI's taxonomy places the organism in Eukaryota, Fungi, Ascomycota, Sordariomycetes, Hypocreales, Hypocreaceae. The record is from RefSeq and is a predicted model, not a curated record. The transcript is spliced from 3 exons. Bases 1 to 1860 code for a protein of 619 amino acids.
AUGAACUCCGUCCACAGCCUGAUAGACGCUCCAGCACCAGCCUCGGCCCAGGGCCCGGCCCAGCUUGGAGCCCAGGCAGGGCUUCAUCUCCACGACCACGCUCAGGAGCAGUCUCAGCCGCAUCACCAGCUGCACCGCCUAGCCUCACCCACCCCGAUCCCGGUGUCGGCUUCGGCGCCGGCCCCGGGCCCCAUCGGCCUCUCGCUGUCUCCUUCAGCGGCGACCGCGUCGGCGCCAACUCCCGUCCAUACCCCGAGGCCAGACGAUCUGCAGCAGAGACAGCUGCCGCCGCCCUCUACGCCGUCCAUGGUGCAUUAUGCGUCCAUCGCUUCGCCUCCUCUGAGACAGGAUACUAGCUCGUCAAUCUCAACUCAGGCCACCACGGCUACCCUGGCCUCUACAGAGACCAACAACACAUCGUACAGUGCCGACACCUCCCCUAACCUGCACCAGUCCAUUUUCUCCCUCAAGGAUGGCUCCGACGUCUCUAACAGCCGUCGAACCAGCAGGAGACGUACCGGCCCCCUAUCUCAACAGUCCAGAGAACGGGCCGCCCUGAUCAGAAAGCUAGGAGCCUGCGUCGACUGCCGCCGCAGGAGAGUUGCCUGCCACCCAAGCCAUCACAACAUGACUUGGGAAGACGUGGUUAGCAAGUUUCACAGGUCGCACAGCCCGGCCGUUCAGGAUAUUGCUCCCUCCCUCGCCGCCGCUGGCCGGCCUCUCAGUCCCGCAACUCCCCUCAACGCUGUCCAGCCCAUAUUCACCCAUGAUCCCCAGGAGAUGGAGAUUGAUGCUGGCAACACGACGCCUGGCAGUCACCAUCAGCCCGGCCGUCCACCCCUGAGUGAAGCCCGCAUUCGCACCCCGCUCCCGACUGGCCCGAGGCUGGAGAAGUCGCUGUCUUUGCCGGGGAUUGAAAGCCUCAAAAACGACAUUCAAAGCAAUGCUGCGCGCAUGUUGUCUGCCACUACCCGCGGCCGGUACAACUCGGUGCAGGCCCUGUUAUUGUUUUGGCAAGAAGAUGAUGACGGGCUGUUGGUCCAGAGUGCAGUCAGAGAGCUAGCUGACGUCUUUGACAAGUACUAUCACUAUACGUUUCAAAUUCAGACUAUCCCCUCCUCUUCAGAAAGCUGUAAAAGCUCAUGGAGGUGGCUGUCGCGAAAGCUCAACGACUUUGCCGAGGAGCGCGAUCAGCGUGACGUUUUGAAAAUUGUUUACUACAUAGGCCAUACUUAUCUUGAUGGGAACCGUGAUAUGGUCUUGGCAAGCUCAAAAGAUCCUGACAGAGCCUCGACAAUCCGAUGGAGUGGUAUUCAACAAAUUCUCGAGGAGGCCUGCUCAGAUACUCUCAUCAUUAUGGAUGCCGCUUAUUAUCCCCCGGCUAGGAUCGUACGGCAACAAGGUGUACUUGAAAUCAUCGCAGCUUCUUUAUCAGAAGAUCACCUCAUAGCCCUCGAUCGGUGUGCUUUUACUCUAGCUCUCGCCGAACAGCUACGCACACGUGCAGCGCGCCAGACGCCACUCUCUGUGGUUGAACUGCACUCCAUCCUCAUGGCCCUUUAUCCUAAAAUGGCCCGGGACCGUACACCCGAGAGAGAGAUUAUAACGAGCUUUCCCUCCCCGCUGCAUACUAUGAUGUCCGGAAACUCGAGGCUACCUUCGAUAUUCCUCUCGCCUGUCCAGCAAAGUAGCCCGCUGCGAAGCAGCUUCUCCUACGAAAACAGCCCACAGCUACACCUAGCUAUCAAGUUGAACGAUGAGAACAUUGAUAUCGACAGUUGGAACGAGUGGCUGCGCAUGAUGCCGGAAGGAAUCAAGGACAUCAAAAUCGACGGUCCAUUCCGGGCACAGUUUAGGUAG